AUGGUUUCUGUCUCUCCAGAAAGAAGGAGGUUGUUGCCUUCUUCUCCACUUGUUAACAAUGCAAGUAAGAGGAAGUACAAACCUUUCAACUGCUUCAGUAACUACUGUAAGGAAUUAAAGUCUCGUUCAUUGAGUUUACCGUCAAUCCUUCUACUGAUUUAUGCUCUGCCAUUACCAGUUAGCUAUUCAUUUUUUGAAAUUUUCUUUAGAAAUUUUUCUCGUAACCCAUACAACCAAUGUGGAUCUAAUGACUCUGGUAACAUUACAUUAUUUCAUAUUGUUGGAAUUAUAUUAGGAAAUACUAUAUUUCUUCUUGCUCCUUUCUGUGGUUGGUUAUCAGAUACUAAGAUUGGUAGGGGUAAUGCUAUUUAUCUUGGUCUAUGGCUUGGUUGGAUAGGCACUCUAAUACAGGCCAUAGGAUGCUGUUGGCAAUAUCAUUCAUGUGGUACUACUGCCCUGAUAGGGAAGUUUAUCUGGUUUAGUGUGGCUUUUGUUUUCAUGCUAGUUUCAUUGUCAUUGUUGUUCACUAAUAUAUUGCCAUAUGGUAUAGACCAGUUGAUGAAUGAAUCUACUGUCAAGAUAAGAGCAUUCAUUCACUGGUUCUCACUGUGCCUUUAUAUUGGCUACAUGUUUACAGUUAUGUCAGAUGAGCUUGUUGUUUCAUUUGUGGCCUUUGCUCUUUUUUCUUUUUCUCUUUGUCUUCAUUUUCUCUUUAAGCAUCGUUUUGAGCACAUACCUAUUCCUAAUCCUUAUAAAAUUGUAUUUAAAGUUUUGAAGUUUUCUCUCAAAACUAGUCGCACUAGAAGACAGCAUCGUAGUGCAUUCACAUACUGGGGAGAGGAGCCCAGUAGAAUGGAUCUUGCUAAGGAGAGGUAUGGUGGUUGUUUCUCUCAUGAAGAAGUGGAAAAUGUGAAGACUUUCCUUCGUAUUGCUGUUAUUUUAGCGACAGUUUUGUCCCUAUUUGUCCUUGUUGUUCCUUUUUUGAAUAGAUUCUCAGAUUUUGUUGCACAAUUUGAAGAUGGAUAUGAAGUUUUCCAAGGGAAUGCUGAAAAUGUUAUUUGGCUUAUAAGCAUCUUCACCCCUUUGUUUGUUUUAGUCACUUUGUUUGAACUGGUUCUUCUACCUCUCUUCUCUAAAUUAGAAUAUUUUAUAAUUAAUCCAUUGAGAGGACUUGGCUUAGCUUACAUUCUCAUCAUAUUAUCAAUUGUUAGUUUAUUCCUCAUUGACUUGAUUGGAAGGAUUGCUAGUGAUAACAUUUCCAAUAUGACUUGCUUCUUCAUAUGGGAAUCAGUCAAUAAUAGAACAAUUCAAACUUCCUAUUGGAUACUACUCAUACCAUCAGUAUUGGCUGGUAUAUCAUUAUUUCUCUCUUAUAAAUGUUUAUUUGAGUUCCUGUGUAGUCAAGCUCCUUUUGGUAUGCAUGGAAUGAUCACUGGACUGUUCUGGUUUUUGCAUGGUAUAUUCAUUGACAUUGGUUCAGGCAUCUUAUUAAUAGUUUAUUAUCACCCUAUACACUCAUUUAAAGUUAUGUCUUGUACCUCAUGGCUCUCUGUAAUAUUUGGUAUAAUUACUAUCAUUGGAUUAGUGGUGUAUGUAUUAAUAGCUCGAUGGUAUGUCAAUAGGGUCAGGGAUACUGAUCUUGGUCUACGUGCAGCAGUAGAGGAACAUUGGGAGAAUAGACUGAUGGCAGCAAAUACCAUAAAUGACACUGAAACAUCGGGAGAUUUUAUUAUUUCCAGUUUUGAUUGA
This is a messenger RNA of Amphimedon queenslandica, 1749 nucleotides long. RefSeq names its product solute carrier family 15 member 4-like. Bases 1 to 1749 code for a protein of 582 amino acids. Lineage: Eukaryota; Metazoa; Porifera; Demospongiae; Haplosclerida; Niphatidae. The transcript has a single exon. The record is from RefSeq and is a predicted model, not a curated record.